AAGGAGAAAAGAAUCAUGUUGGAAAACAUCACCCAUUUUGCCAUUUGGAUGGUGGUGGGUUUUGUUGCUAGUUUGACCAUAUUUUGCAAUCUCUACAUCCUCCUGAUGAACCUGGGCUCGUAUCACAAGAACCAUCACUUCCAGCCUUGUGAGAUCAUCAUCACUGUCCUCUCAGUGAUAAACAUCGUCUACCAGAUCCUUACCUAUCUCUGGAUGACAAUGGAUCUGUUCAAUGUUUCCUGCCUCAUUGAUUGCCUCUUCAACACACUUAUUAUGCUGUUAAUCAACAGUUUGAGAUGCACACUUGUGUGGACCACUGCUUUCUUGUCUUUCUUCUAUAGCACCAAACUGGUGAUCGAACCCAUCCACUGCUAUACCAAGAUCCAGGAAGGCAUCCUGAAGCACGCGCCCACUGUUCUUCUGGUCAUCGUGUUCUUUAGCUUCGCCAGCUGCCUCCCUGCCAUCUUGGUAUUGUCCCGCAACAACCAAACAGGUUCAUAUGAUGGUAGUACUAUGAUCUCCAACGAGACCCCUGGAUUAAUCUAUGUGGGGUUCUACAUCACCAUUUCUGAUAUCAUCCCUGGCUUGAUCAUGCUGAAGUCCAGCAUUUCCAUUACAGUUCACUUGGCUAUCCAUCUGUAUCAUAUGAAGGCCAACACAAACGGCUUCCAUGGGCCCAAGCUGGGCUCUGAGAUGAGGGUUAUACGGAUGAUACUGGCCCUAGUACUAAUCUACUUAUGCUUUCUCAUAGCUGAUUUGGUUGUGCUCUACAGAAGCACCAUCAAUAGGGACAACAUGUCUUACAUUACUGGCCUGGUUUCAUCCAUCUACACCUCCACUAGCUCUUUCAUUCUCAUCUACGGCAAGAAGGCCCACUGGAAGGAGCUCAUCCACAUAUACAACCAGUUUGUGGAUGAAUACCCUUGUAUUCGCUGCAUGAAGUGCCCAGAGAAGAAGGUGUCUCCACCACACUAAAAUGCACAUAAUUUUGCCUUAGCACAGUAUGACAAUUUAGACAUCCAUAAAAUAAAUCAAUCCCAGUGAUUAUAAAUGUAAUAAAACAAGAAAAUAUUAAAUUUUUAUUAGUUUUAACUAGGGUGUAAUCUGCUCCCCCUACCCUCUGUUUCUAUUUUGGUAUAUGAGAAGAUUUAUUUUUUAAAAUUGUGUUUACAAAAGUAAUUACAGAUUCUCAAAUUCUGAUCAGCACUUUCAAAAGCUUAUCACAAGAACAUUAAAAUCGGUUUUGUAAAUAGUGAGGUCCAACAUCAAAAAUGAAAAACCCCCUCUUAACCCCUUCUCUGCUGCCUAACAUACCUGGCACAUCCUAAAAAUGCUCACUAAGUGCUACUUAAUUAAAUUAAAAACGUGCUUUUUAAAAAUAAAGCUGGAUUGCUAUUAUUUCAUUGGGAUCGAUAGAGAAGUUUUUACAAAUCUUGUUUGGCUGGUGGUUCCAAUUUGAUUAUGUUCGUGAGAUAAGGGUAGUGCUGGCUACGGCUGUGAUACAGCCAGAGUGAAUCUAAAACAAUCUGCAUGUAACUUGUUUCUCUACAAUGAGUUUUCUUUUGAUUAGGAGUCGUGCUAAUGUCUCGCAUUUCAUAAAAUUAGCUUUGAAGUGACAUCUGAUUAUUUUCAGCAUUUUGUUUUGUUGAUGUGACAGUACAAGACAAUGACAUUUAAUAGAGAAAAGUGUAAGAUAUUGCA
This is a messenger RNA of Polyodon spathula (Mississippi paddlefish), 1701 nucleotides long. RefSeq lists its product as uncharacterized. Bases 16 to 975 code for a protein of 319 amino acids. Gene Ontology annotation, cellular component: membrane. Gene Ontology annotation, biological process: G protein-coupled receptor signaling pathway; sensory perception of taste. Lineage: Eukaryota; Metazoa; Chordata; Actinopteri; Acipenseriformes; Polyodontidae. The record is from RefSeq and is a predicted model, not a curated record. Gene Ontology annotation, molecular function: G protein-coupled receptor activity. The transcript has a single exon.